Pyrus x bretschneideri (Chinese white pear) is the source of this 1070-nucleotide messenger RNA. RefSeq names its product tetraspanin-19-like. The transcript has 6 exons. NCBI's taxonomy places the organism in Eukaryota, Viridiplantae, Streptophyta, Magnoliopsida, Rosales, Rosaceae. Gene Ontology annotation, cellular component: membrane. The coding region runs from base 193 to 822 and encodes 209 amino acids. The record is from RefSeq and is a predicted model, not a curated record.
CUCUACCUCUUAAUCAUUAACAUAAAUUCGGGAGCCAAAAACAUCGAACUUAAACGUUGCAUGCUUGCAAGUAUUCUUACUUUGAAGCGCUUUUAUUUGUCGGAAAACAUUUUCAGAAGCCGAGAUUUGAUUGGUGGGAUUAAUCUUGCUGUGUCCAAGUUGAAGAAGCUUUGGUAGUCACUAGCUACUACGAUGGCGGCAACAGUUGCAAGAAUCUGCCUGCAGUCAGUGCUGAAAGCAGUGAACUCACUUUUGGGAAUGGUUGGAAUUGCAAUGCUUUUGUAUGGUCUUUGGAUGGUUAGGGUUUGGCUGAGGGACUUUGACGGUUCACCCUUUGAUCAUCAUAAUGUUUUUCCUCCAUGGUUUAUAUGCACUUCUCUUGGCGCUGGAUUUACCUUAUGCAUGGUAACAUGCAUAGGUCUUGUUGCUGCAAAGUAUGCAAAUGGUUGUUGCCUCUCUUUUUACAUGUUGAUCAUCUUUUUGGUGAUUCUAUUGGAGUUUGCAGUGGCUGCAGAUAUACUUUUAAAUUCAGAAUGGGAGAAGGAUUUACCAUAUGACCCGACGGGAAAGUUCAAUGAUUUCAAAGAUUUUGUCGAGUCAAACUUAGACAUAUUUCAGUGGAUAGGUUUGUUCAUCGUUUUAGCACAGGGGUUGUCAAUCGUACUAGCCACAGCUCUAAGGUCUGCAGGGCCAAACCGAAGAUCCAGCUACGACGGCGAUGAAGAGUGUCCCUCGGAAAGACUCCCGCUCAUAAACCCUAAUGGUCACCGGCCGGAAUACAUUAUCGCUGCCAAAAACGGUAAUUGGAAUUCAAGCAAGUAAUGUAGAACAAAAGGCUGGGUGGAUUGAGAGGAGAAUGGACUGACGGAAGUCUAAAAGACGCAGCGAGAAUUUGCAUAUUUGGCAUUCGAGUCCCGAUGUAGACCCAUGAUACCUUUGUGGAAAGAGAUUGACGUCCAUUUCAAACUCAUAGCUUUGUUAUGACGUAUGAUGUAUUUUGGUCAUCCGAGGCUGUUUAGACUUCCAAAAUUGCAUUUCGAAUUAUGUAAUAAAAAUCAAACUUUUCUUUU